This is a messenger RNA of Protopolystoma xenopodis, 675 nucleotides long. NCBI's taxonomy places the organism in Eukaryota, Metazoa, Platyhelminthes, Monogenea, Polystomatidea, Polystomatidae. The record is from the annotation of a GenBank genome assembly.
AUGACAGUGAAUCAGCUCCUCGAGACCCGUGAGCAGCUGGCUACGAUGUUGGCUUUUAUGACAAUGGAGUUAGAGGAACGUCGUCGCCGAGUGCUGGCAGCCGCAUUAGCUGCCCGUGGAGCGGCCAUCUCCAGAAGACGGCUGUAUGAAAACUUGAAUCCCACUAGCUUCACAGCUACUCAGCAUGCAGGGGAAACUCAGCCAUUAAGGUGGUCAAACUUCAUCUCUAAUCCUUCUUCACCUCUUCUCUCAUCUUCGUAUGUCGUAGCGUCCACUUCUCGUGUCAGUUCUCGUUAUCCUCUAAAUGAUGAUGAAGCUAGAGUAGAUAACUUAGACGAGAUUCCUGCUGUUGUAGGUGAAGCUAGGGCUACCAGUCUUCUGGAGAGACUACGGCUACUCACAGCAAGCGAGUCGCUCGCAACUGAGACAAAUUCAGAUGUAGAACUAGAUUCGAUUCUUUCGCCACACGCAAGUCGUCUGACAGGGGAACUAGAAGCUCAACAAACAUCAAAUACCAGAAUCCAUAGCAGAAGCUUACAGCCGACCAGUGUUUGUCCAGUAGAUUAUUUGAAUUAUCAAUCACCUCUUCCCUCAUCAUUGUUUAGAGAUUUCAUUCAUAAUACCAGACAGCCAGACAUUGGUAGCAGUGACGACGAGAACGAAGAUGACGAUUAG